Molecule: messenger RNA, 4050 nt
Organism: Symbiodinium natans
Lineage: Eukaryota; Dinophyceae; Suessiales; Symbiodiniaceae
Source: the annotation of a GenBank genome assembly
AUGGCAUCGAUUUUGGAUUCCACUGCCACUUUCGAGACGCGCGCAAAGGAGCAUGGCCUCCCGGCCUCAACAGUGGCCAUUCUGCUUGCCCGUGGGGUUGAUACUCUGAAUAAGGCGGCUUUUGCUGUGGGCACGCCGGGCUCGCAGGCUACUGAAGAGGAGCUUCGUGCACUUGUGGCGCCGCCAGCUACGGCUGAAGAUGAGGAGGAUCGAGCGGAGGUUUCCGCUGGUGUGCUUGCUUCUUUGCGUCGCCUCAUCUUUGAGAGCCAGACCAUGGCCUUGGCCAACCUCAAGUUGCAAGUUGAAGGUGGUGACGCAGAUCGUAAAAAGGACAUGCCAUUGGAAGAGAUUUCGACUCGCCUUAGGGAUCAGAAAGCCAGGCUUCGAGGUCUCGAGUUGUCUGGCGCUCUCGAGGUAGCCCAGGAGCGGUCCCCGAAGGAACUUGUUGUUGAUGCGACGUCACAUCUUCAGGUUCGCAGUGCUCCGGUUCGUGAUGCUUGUGUCCUGUCCUCAGAUUUGGCCCUGGCACAGGCCCUGACCCGGCGCAGCUUGGCACUGGAUCUCGUGGGCCUCGCCUCCUUUGAGCAUGCUGAGAACUGGUCCCGCACGUUGCUGAACCAGCUGCAAAUGCACCCGCCCCCAGGCUUUAGGGCUGCUACGCAUGAGCAGCUCCUGCGUGCCGACAGGGCUGCCUUUCAGUACAUGGCCGAGACUUUGUCCACGCUGCGCAAGGACCCUGCGGGCCUGUUGCCCAUGGACGAGGCCUUUCAGCGUUUGCAGGCGCAGCACCAGGUUAUGUUCCACCUCCUGCCUAUGCCGGGGUCCUCUGGUGGCGUUCCGCGUCCAGCGCGAGGCGCAAAAGGAAACGUGCUGGUAGUGCACCGCCACGUGCCGCAGGAGGCUAUCUUGCGCCUGGAUUCCGUUGUUGCAAUCCAUUUGGCCCCCCCGUACAACACGGCAUCCCGUGCCAGGGAUCGUCGUCGGCGUACUGGUCCCGACCCUCCACAAUUACGUUCUGACCUUUUUCCAGAUGGCUUGCCGUCUUUGCCUGCUGCGUCGCAGUCCCUUGUGGAUGCAGCAAACGAUUUGUAUGCGUAUUCGGCUUGGCUGUUCCAAUUUUGCUUUCACGCUGGCAUUUUGCCAUCUGCUGAGAACCCUGGGCGAUCCUAUCUGUGGCAAACCUCACAGUGGGCUCCUGUUCGUGCGUUGCCCGAUCUUGUCUGCACCUUCUGGCAUCAUUGUAUGUUUGGCAGCGGUCGUGACAAGUACACGCAGCUGCAACACCUUGGCACUCACCUGCAAGGCUUAGGCAAGUUGUGCUCCAAAGACCAUGUUCAUGCUCCUUGGGGGCGGGACCCUGCCACUGGGGUUUGGGCGUCCGCUUCGAACUCUGCUUACCCCCCUCAGCUUUGCAGGGCUUGGUCUGAGUGUCUCUCCGCUGAGCUCUUGCAUCACGGUGCACAGCCCCGCCCUCGCGACCUCCAGGGUCUCGACGUGCACCCUGUGUCUGCUGCUGCCCAAGCGGCGGCCGCUCAGCGCCAACCGCGUUCCAAGCGCCUGCCUCCCCUAGUUCCCGAGUUUAAGCUUGUGGUUACCCUAGUGGGUCCCGCCUCUACCCUUGACUUGCCCGCCAAGCUGCCCGAGGCUGUCUCGCUGCCGCCCCAGGUCAAAUCGUCGCCGUCUGUGGCUCUGCUUCCGAGAGGUUCUCGCCGUCUUGCUCUGACUUUGCCUUUGGGGGAUGUCGGUCAGAGCGAACUCGAUCGUGCUGGACUUGAAGCUCAGUCGGCCCCUCCGUUCCCGAUGUCUGCCAGCCUGUCUGAUGAUCAAGCCCGGGCCCUACUGAAGGUCCUGGGCGAGGCUUGCUCCGAGGACCUCUCCUCCCGUCGUCCAGGGGUCCUCAAGGCUUCGGGGAGUGGUACUAAGGGGUCUAGGUAUUUUGUCUUUGGGGCAUACAACCAUGGUUCAAGGUCGGGCCUCACAGCGUACACUAAAGGUCGAGAGAAAGCUGUUGGUGUCAUCAACUCUUUUGCGAAGGCCUUGUUGCCGCAUGCCACUUGGACCUCGAUUGCCGUGUCGCAUAACGAGCUUGCGUUGCCACACAGGGAUAUCUCCAAUGGUGAAGGCUCCUUGAACCACUCGAUGACGCUGGGAAGUUUUACUGCUGGCCGCCUUUUCCUCGCAGGUGGUGGCGGUGACGACCUCCUCAGCGACGCGACAGGAGUGGAACAUCGUGGGUUCUAUGUUGACAACCAUGCCAGGUUUGCCACCUUUGACGCAAGGUCUGUGCUGCAUGCAACUGAGGAGUGGCAAGGUGACAGGUGGGCUGUUGUCUUGUAUACGUGUAAGGACCCGCACUUUGACAAGUCUCAUCUUGAUGCCUUGUGUGGAAUGGGCUUUCAGCCCCCUUCCCAUUGGAGCAGUCCAGUUGAGGCUGAACCUGUGUUUGCUGCCUCUGCCGUGUAUGGCUUACCGUGGUCCCCUAAGGAGUUCGUUGAAGAGGCUGCUGCCAGGGAGCACCCGCUGCAAGCUUGUGUCGUCCCCUUGUGUGUCAAGGAAGCCAUUGACAAGGAGGCGAGGUGCUCGGCCCAUAGUUUGGCUCAGGACAGGACAGCGGUACUUCGCAAGUGGACGCUGCGCGCCCAGGAGCUCUGGGAUAGUGAAAGGCGGCUGCAUGAGAACAUGCCGGCGCACGUCUCGGUUGUUCUUCAAGGCAAGCGGUUGCUUCUCCUCAAAGAGAUGCUACAAGACGCCGGUUACUGUGACGUUGGCAUUGUUGACCAGAUUGCCAGCGGCUUCGAUCUCAUGGGGCACAUUCCAGAGGCAGGUGUGUUCAGGUCCAAAACCGUUCCUGCCACCCUCACACCCGACGAGGUCCGCCGAACUGCAAAGCACACUAGGCAGGGCAUUCUCCUAGGGGCAGCUGAGGGCCUGCGCGAUGAGCAUGCCUCGCGCCUAUACGAGAUAACGCUCGAGGAAAGGGACAAGGGUUGGUUGCAGGGCCCAUUGGACCCAUCUACACUUGACGAUCGCGCCUCGGUGUCCAGGAGAUUUGCCGUUUUCCAGUCGGGGAAGGUCAGGCCGAUUGACGACCUGAGUGAGUCGCUUAUCAACUCGACUACGUCUCGAACGGAGGCAGUGACACCACAUGGGCUUGACACCAUCUGCAGGUCACUUACUUGGAGGUUCCAACACCGGGCGACGAUCCCUGUGCCCAAUAACCCCGUGCUUAAGUCCAAAGACCUGAGGAAGGCCUUCAAGCAGCUGGCCUUGUCCUCUGAAGGGGUUCUUGAUGGGUACUUGUGUGUUGGCAAUCCCGCCACAGGUAAAGUUGAGGUGUUUAGUUCUUCAGUCCUCCCUUUUGGAGGGUCCGCAUCUGUCACAGGCUUUUGCCGGACCUCGCAUGCGUUGUGGUACGCGGGCACGGUCCUGCUGUGGCUACAUUGGUCCGUGUACUUCGAUGAUUAUCUGGUCACUUGUGAGGCAAGUGUGUCUAAGCACUGUGACCUCGUGUUGUCAUCGUUUUUCGCUUUGCUUGGCUGGGGCAUUUCCGAGGAAAAGGAGGCAGAGUUCGCGACUGCUGCAAAGGUCCUUGGGGUUGUAAUAGAUGUGGGGUCAUGCAUGUUGGUUAGGGUCAGCAACACCGAUGAGCGAAAAGCUGAGCUCACUGAGACCAUAACAGCGCUCCUUGACAAGGGUACUUUCAGCAUCAAGGAACUGACCGCUCUCAGGGGGCGACUCGUUUUCGCUGAAGGCCAGAUCUUCGGAAGGGGUUGUUACAAGCACCUGAAGGUUGUUGGGUCGCGCAUUAAGUCCGACCGUCCCGGAAGGAUCGAUCCGCAGAUGGCUGACUCACUGCGAUUCAUCAGGGACCGUGUGGUUAAUGGCCCGCCAAGAACCGUGCGCGCUGUGCUCGAUGACACAGUUUUCUUGUACACCGACGCAUGCUUUGAGCCGGGUGUCGACACGGCCCAAAAUCCCAUCUAUGUCCUUGAAGCAUUGGCCUUGAUUGCUGCCUUGCAGCUUUUCAAGAACGAUAUUCAGGGCAGAGAG